UGGCGCGCUGCACACAAUAUUCGGUGACGCUUCCGUUUAGCUCGAUCUACAUUUAGGCUCAAUCCCGCACACGUUUAGUUCGGUCGGUGCGUUCGCUCGGUAGUGAAUAAAAAGGACAGUGUUUAGUUGAGAGCCGAGGCGCUGUUGGAAUUUCCGUUUUCAUUAGUGCUAUAUCUUGUGGUCUAUCUCUUGUUGAAGUGGAUGACCGGAACAAGAUACAUUCUUGGACCCUUCACUGAUAAAAGUGCUGCCUGUACUCUUGUCCCGUGAGGUGCCCAUUCGCCCAGCAGUGUUGACAACAGUGGCAAAGGACGCAGUGAACUGUUACGAGGAUUAAGUUACCCCUUGUCCACUGGUACGAAGAUUGAGUGCGUAACAAGUAUUGUGCCAAAGUGGUUCCAUUUCUAUACACUUGCGCUAUAUCAUUUGGGGGGACACACUCUCCAUUUGCAUGUGACCGCAUGUGCAUCUGCUGGAACGAAAAUUAGCUUUUGAUUUAACUGGCUUCUUUGACAGUGGUGCGAUUCCCAUAUUCAUCAUAAUGACGAUGGAUUCCGCAAUGGUAAAUGCUUCUUUCCCGAGUACAACGGGAACCAUUCACUAAUUGAACCUCACAUCGGUGGAUGCGUGUAAGUGAUCAGCUCUAAGAGGGAUUAUUGUAAUUUUCGCAUAGUUGCGUGACGUUCCAGGCCUGUGAUGUGUUAAUUUGAACCAGAAAGCACCCACAAGACCGAACUAUAUAAUAGAGUUAAUCAAGUGUCUAGGGGGAAUAAAUAAAUUAAUUUCGGUGGCUCCAACGAGUGGCGGGAUUUUUUCAAGUGUUUCCGAAUUUGUUAUGUUAUCGUCGUUCGAGUGGAUUAAUUCAAUUGCAAACGAGACAAGCGAGCCACAGUGCAUCCAGUAGAGGACAAAAUUUCUUCGCUCCUUUGAGGGCCACAAUAGGGAAAAUGAAAAAAAGUUUUCCAUUCCAUUAGUGUGAAUUCUCAAAUGAAGUUGACCCUCGUCAAGAAGAUAGUCUGCAGACGCAUUGCCAGAGAGGCACGGCGGGGAAACGAGUGGCAUAGUUUCCCAUAAUUAAGUUGUCCAGCACGAUAAGUGGCUUCAUUAUCGGAAAGUUGCGUCUGACUAGUAAAUUAGCAAUGAUUCACCAUCAACCAGCGAAAUACCACACGAAUCCUUUGACACAUUUUCUCAACUUACACAAUUCACAUGCCACAGCGGCAGCAGCCGCCGCCGCUGCUGCAGCCGCAGCUGCUGCCCUCGAUCAGCAUCAGCAACAGCUUCACCACCAUCAGCACUACCAUCAGAAGCAUGGGGAGGAUUUGAAUCUGCUCAAUAACAACACGGUGGGUGGUGAUGACGACUGCGAUAAGAAUCAAGACCUAAUCGGCAGAAAUAGUUUGGAUAUCGAGAAUACCGAUACCAAUCAGACGAGCGAUGCCGAAAACAACAAUAUCGACAUCAUUGAUGAUGAUGACGAAUGUGACGAAGAGGCACUCGAGGCAGCACGAAGCGACAGUCAUACACCCAGUACGACAACCCCACUGGACGCCGACGGCAUUGGAAAAUCGUUCACGAUAGCGGCCAUUUUAGGGCUGAAGAAGAAGCAGGAAGCCGAAGCCCGCAGCUUCAACGAUGUUAUGAAUCUCUCGUUAAAUAACCACAGCGACAGUGGGUCCGCUUUCCAUCAACGGACCAACAAGGAUUCGGAUUCCCAUCAAGACACAUCGGAUAAUAUCCGAAACCAGCUUGGUCAUCACCUAUCACAAUCACCUCAUAGCAGUUCGAACAGCAGCCUAGCCGCACUCCAAACCCUGCAUCAUAUUCAUGGAUCUACCGGUGGUUUCACGUCACAUCAGUUUCAUCAGCACCAUUCUGCCGUCGGUACCAACAACGUGGGCAGUAGCGGAGGCAGCACACCCGCUAAUGGUAACAGCCAAUUGCACCAUUCGCUUCAACACCACGCGAGCCAUCAUCCCCACCAUUCCCACCAGCAUCAUCAUCAUCAUCAGCAUCACCAGGCAUUGCCUGGCCAUUUGGGAUCCCAUCUCGGGGGACACCAACAUACACCACAGCAACCACAUUUGGCCAAUCAUCAACACCCGCACCCACACCAUCAUCACCAUCUAGCGAUGGCGGCACAUCACCACGCGCAGAAUCAUAAUCGGGAUAAAUUUAAAGACAUCGGCAAGAAAGUCUCACUUUCGUCUUCAUCCGCACUGAAGAGCAAACGCGUUCGAACAAUUUUUACACCCGAACAACUGGAACGGCUCGAGGCCGAGUUCGAACGCCAACAGUACAUGGUCGGUCCCGAGCGGUUGUAUCUUGCGCACACCCUCCAGCUGACAGAAGCACAGGUAAAAGUGUGGUUUCAAAACCGUCGGAUAAAGUGGCGUAAACAUCAUCUGGAAAUUACCCAGCAACGCUUAGCGCUGAUACGGCAGCGUCAAAUCGCAAGCGGUGUUGUUCCUCCCCAAACACAAGGAACUGGGGGACCAACGUGUGGUGCGGAUUCUCCCUCUCCACACGGGACACAGUCAGCGAUGAGCGGAGGACGCAUGGUGCUUGGACCCGCAGCAGCUGGCGGAACCGAGUCACCCGAACUGACCAUUUGCACGGACUCACUCGAUGCGAGAAGUGUGAGCGGAAGCGACGUUUGAAGUUGCCGAAUAUCGCUUUGGAACAAUACACGCAAAAGUUGUAAUUAUAUACAGGGAUACUCGAAAAUACUAUUGAUUUUUGUUUUGGUCUUUCGUUGGGAAGAUCUUAUCAUUAGCAACAAGUGUGAUCGAAUAAGUAGGUUUAUUGUUUUUACGCUCAGAAGCACGCGAUUUGGUAGAAUCGAAGGAUACUCAAGUUUAUGUAAACAGUAGAAAUAUGUGUAUAAAAUGUUAUAAAUGAUAA
Messenger RNA from Toxorhynchites rutilus septentrionalis, 2904 nucleotides. Its product is annotated as homeobox protein goosecoid. The coding region runs from base 1140 to 2660 and encodes 506 amino acids. Lineage: Eukaryota; Metazoa; Arthropoda; Insecta; Diptera; Culicidae. The record is from RefSeq and is a predicted model, not a curated record. The transcript has 4 exons. Gene Ontology annotation, molecular function: DNA-binding transcription factor activity, RNA polymerase II-specific; DNA binding. Gene Ontology annotation, biological process: neuron differentiation; regulation of DNA-templated transcription; central nervous system development.